Messenger RNA from Centropristis striata (black sea bass), 1737 nucleotides. RefSeq names its product NFKB activating protein (gene nkap). Gene Ontology annotation, cellular component: nucleus. The transcript is spliced from 8 exons. Gene Ontology annotation, biological process: regulation of gene expression. The record is from RefSeq and is a predicted model, not a curated record. Bases 204 to 1424 code for a protein of 406 amino acids. Gene Ontology annotation, molecular function: chromatin binding. NCBI's taxonomy places the organism in Eukaryota, Metazoa, Chordata, Actinopteri, Perciformes, Serranidae.
CAAAAGCGGAACUGUUUGCAUUACGUGUUUGGGAGGACCGGUUUCUGUGUGGGGACUGACGUAUCCUGACUUCCUGUUAUUGGACGCUUUAGCUGCGUGUUACAGAAAACAUGGAUGCUUGUUGAUCUCUUCCUUAUUCUCCUCUAAAUACAAACUUCAGCGCGUCUCCGCUGUGGUUUCGGUGUGAGUCUCGGUCAGCAGACAUGCCACUCUCGGACCGCUCGAGCUCAGACGGCGGCGGGGACUCUCGGAGCCCCCGGGCCCGGAGACCCCGGAGUCGCUCCCGAAGCCGCCACCGCAGCGACAGCCGCGACCGGAGCCUGUCUCCGUACAGCUUCGGGCCCAAGCUGCCGAAGCCGCGCAACCGGGAGAAGGAACGCGAGGAGCGGGACCGCCGCUUCCGAGAGGCGAGAAACAUCAGGCGGAUCCGCAUAGGGAGCCGGUCCCGGUCCCGGUCUCGGUCCCGGUCCAGGGAGCGUCACAACAACAACACCAACAACAGCAGCAGCCACUGGUCCGAGCAGCGGGACGCGCCCGGAAAACACGGCAGCUUCAAAGAUGAUUAUUACUACGAGCAGCAGCGGGACGACGCUCAGAGACAGAGACAAGAGGCCUUUAUUGCCAGGCGUUUGCAGGAGAGGGAGAGGAUCGGCGAGUUGGGUUGUCCUGAAGUUUGGGGAUAUUCGCCGAGAGUUAAAGAGCCAGACUCUGAUGAAUUCACACCAGUCGAGGAAGACGAGAAAAACAGCAGUUCAGAAUCGAGCUCAGAAGAGGAAAAGAAGAAGAAAAAGAAGAAGAAGAAGUCCAAGAAAAAGAAGAACAAGAAGCACUCAGAGGACAGCGAGCUGGAGUCAGAUUCUGAUGAGGAAGAAAUAAAGAAGAAGAAGAAGAAAAAGAAGAGCAAGAAGUCAAAGAAGUCCAAGAAGAAGAAGGCGAAGAAGAGCCGCAAGGAGUCGAGCAACUCCAGCAGCGAGGAGUCUGAAGAGGAGGAGGAGGAUCCCAACGGGGUGAUGUGGGUCGAGAAAACCUGCAUGGACGAACAUGUGGUCGGGCCCGAAGCGCCGCUCACACACAUGUCCCAGGACGACCGACCGCUGGACUUUGGUCACGCCCUGUUGCCAGGUGAAGGUGCUGCGAUGGCGGAGUACGUGAAAGCAGGAAAACGUAUCCCAAGGAGAGGUGAGAUCGGUCUCACCAGCGACGAGAUCGCAAACUUCGAGAAGUCUGGCUACGUGAUGAGCGGCAGCAGACAUCGCCGUAUGGAGGCCGUGCGUCUGAGAAAGGAAAACCAGAUCUACAGCGCAGACGAGAAGCGAGCUCUGGCUUCCUUCAACCAGGAGGAGAGGAGGAAGAGAGAGAGCAAGAUCCUGUCCAGCUUCAGGGAGAUGGUGUACAGGAAGACCAAAGGCAAGGAGGAGAAGUGAACGCCACAUCUCUACAGAUUACCCUUUAAAGGACACCAUCAGUUUUUGUCUUACAUUAUUCUUUUCUUCUUCUUUUUUUAAGAUAACCACAUUCAGUUUUAGUUGAAUGUAGUGUGAAGGGAGGAUUUUAAUUGUACAGAAAUGUGUGUAAGUGUGUAAGACUUUGAGAAGUUUUCCGUUGUAUCAUAUUCACCAUCCUGUUUACUCACUGGAGUGAGUCUUCCCUUUCAAUUGUUCAACUUGAAAUUUCUCUUGUAAAUCUUUUGUUAAUUAUCCUGAUCAGAACGAACGGUAAAUAAAUUUUCAUUAUCAA